AUGACUGCAACCGGGCUUCGCACGCCUACAUUCGGAAAUGGUGACACGCCUGUCAUUCGGCUCGGUGGCAAGGCCCCAGCCUUCUCGGUGGCGGCGCGGCGCCGGGAGCGGGCGAAGGCCGUGCUGCCCAGAGGAGUGCCGCUUCCAGCAGUUGCAGGGCGCAGUUGGUCAAGUGACAGAGGCCAGUUUGGCAGCGGGGCUGUGCUGGUCCUGACGUUCCUCGGUUCUGCUGUGGCGAACCGGGUCGCCAACCGGAUUCUUCUUGUUCCCAUGGCCAAGCACAGCCUCUUUUUGUCGCUGGCGACCAGCGCAGUGCAGCUGACGGCCUAUGCCCUGCUACUGGCGUGCCGCGCCUGGCGAAGGCUUGCUGUCCGGCCCUUGCGGAUGUUCCUGGCUGACUUCUGGUUUCCUCUUUGUCUGACGGGGCUAUGUGAGGGAUGCUUCUAUCCCUUGGUCUUUGCUGCCGCUGCGAAAUUGCCCGGCGGACUGGUUCAGGUCUUGAAUCAGUCCAUCGUGCCGUACACCGUGUUGUUCAGUGUGCUGCUGCUGAAUCGCUCGUAUGAGCUCAUUCAGCUUGCCGGCGUGGCCAUUGUGCUACUUGGAGUGCUGCUUGCCGCGGCAGUGCCUCCAGGCGUGCCUCACCUGCCCGGCCAAGCUUCCCUGCCAGACGUGCUGCAGUGCGCAGGCGCUUACUCGCUGCUGGCGAUGGGGGUGACACUGAAGGACCUGGUUUUGAGAGGCUCCGAGGCCCUGAGCCGUCAAGAAGCAGAGGCGCUGCUGAAGCAGUACAAGCAAGGCUUUGAUGAGGAUGGAGACCCACUGCGGCGGCGGGGCCCAGCUUUGGCAUGCUCAGCCUGCCAGCUUGCAGCAAAACGAUUUCAAAGCAAAGUUGCGAGCAAGGUCAAAGGGAAGAUGACAGAGGCACAGCGGCGAUCUGCCUUCAGACUAGGCGUGGAAGCAGCCUGUGCAGAAGAGCUGUUCCCACAGCAGAUGGCUGUUGUCGAGAAGGAAGGCAAGGAGUUCUAUGUUGACUUCCAGGAAGCUAUGGGAAGCCAACAUGGCAGAGUCAGUGUCAAGGCCAUGAGCCCAGAGAUCAAGGCAGAUGCUGUUGCAGCCUGCCGCUACACACUGCAGGAAUACCGAGAGCGGCUGCUGCGAGAGGUUCUUGCCAUCCCGAGAAGCGGCCGAGGGUCGGACCUGGACUUUGUUGGCUUAAUUUGUGGGCAGAUGGCGAAGGUGUGUGAUCGGUCUGACGAACGCGACGAGCUGUGA
Effrenium voratum is the source of this 1272-nucleotide messenger RNA. The record is from the annotation of a GenBank genome assembly. Lineage: Eukaryota; Dinophyceae; Suessiales; Symbiodiniaceae.